ACUGUACAUACACCCAUUCAACGCGCGUGGCAUAGAAAUAGUGACUAGUCUCGAUACGAUUAUAGAACCAUUGUGCACGAUCCGGAUCGAUCCCUUGUCAUAACAUUACCAGCAAAUGAUAAAGGGGUGUAUUCUGGAUUGUACGAGAAUUAGACAUCGCUGAGAAGAGUGAUCUAUUUACAAGGAAGACAUUUUAUGUACGUGGCCGACAAUCGUUAUCAUCGAGAGAUAAAGAGAGAGAACAUUACAGUAUCACCACCUCUACCACCAUCAAUACCACCACCACCACCACCACCAACACCAACACCACCACGCUACCAACAACAACAACAGCGAGAAGAGGAACAGUAACACAGGACAUGGGUAACAAACCGAGCAACGACUUAAAACCAGAGACUCUCUCCGAUUUAUGCAAACAAACGGAGUUUACAGAAGAAGAGCUUCAACAAUGGUAUGCCGAUUUCAAAAAAGCCAGCUCAAAGGAUUACCUCACAAAAUCGGACUUCAAAAAGGUGUAUGCCCAAUACUUCCCUACUGGUGAUGCUACGAAGUUUACCGAACAUGUAUAUCGUACGUUCGACAGUAACGGAGACGGUACGAUCUCUUUCCGAGAGUUCAUGUGUGGUAUGAGUGUGUUAGCUCGGGGUACGGUUGAACAGAAGUUAAGUUGGAUCUUCAGUAUGUAUGAUAUUAACAAGGAUGGAUACAUCUCCAGACCAGAGAUGUUGGAAAUACUUCAGUCAUUGUACAGGAUGGUCGGUGAGAUGAAUGACGAGGCCACACGGUAUGAAGAAGAUACACCAGAGAACAAACUAGAGAUGAUAUUCCGAAAUGUAGAUAGGGAUUGUGAUAAUAGGCUCUCACUCAAUGAAUUCCUAGAUGCAGCAUCGAACGACCCGGGGAUCAAGACCAUGUUGCAGAUUUAAUUAAUAAUAAUAAUAAUACUCAGUUUUUAUAUAUCGCUUAUUACAAUCACGAAGCGCUUCCAAAC
Messenger RNA from Strongylocentrotus purpuratus (purple sea urchin), 991 nucleotides. Its product is annotated as neurocalcin homolog. Gene Ontology annotation, molecular function: calcium ion binding. The transcript has 4 exons. The record is from RefSeq and is a predicted model, not a curated record. Bases 360 to 926 code for a protein of 188 amino acids. NCBI's taxonomy places the organism in Eukaryota, Metazoa, Echinodermata, Echinoidea, Camarodonta, Strongylocentrotidae.